Messenger RNA from Closterium sp. NIES-67, 2068 nucleotides. NCBI's taxonomy places the organism in Eukaryota, Viridiplantae, Streptophyta, Zygnematophyceae, Desmidiales, Closteriaceae. The record is from the annotation of a GenBank genome assembly.
CACGCUCCACUGGAGUUGCGGGGAGACGCGUAGGCGGUUCAAGCCAAGUCAGUGCUGAAUGCGGACGAGAAGAAACUGCCGCGGGCGCUGAUUUGCGGUUCGUCGCGUAGGCGGCGAAGCGUCCCACUGUAGAGGCGAAAAUCAAAGUACUACGUCCUACUGUAGAGACGACCCGCGCAGCCUUUACUAGUUUUGAGGCGCCUCAAACGAAGCCGAAGCGUCGACUUCGACGUUGACUACUCUCGGCUCGGGUCCGCGUCUGCGCAAAAGGGUUAGAGGGGGCUUAGACGGCGUUUUCCGACAGCUGCGUCUGAGUCGAUACGCGAGAUUUUUUAGAAUUUUUUUGGCGCCUCAAGAUUUUUAGAAUUCUCAGAAAUAUCUCACGAAGCCGAAGCGUCUACUUCAACGUUGACUGCUCUCGGCUCGGAUCCGCGUCUGCUCAAGAGGCGACAGACGCGGAAAGACGGCGUUUUCUCGACAGACAGCUGGUAGAACCUUUGAGUCGAUACACGAGCAGAGUUUUCUCGAAGCUUCCAUGCCGAAGAACGGGAACAAGCGGAAGAAGAGAAAUGCCGCGACGGGUCAAGAUGCAUCGAAGGUCAGCGUGCAGCACGCGCUUUCAGGGACGAAAUCAGGACCGUCCGUAUCACAACCCCCCGCCAAGCGGGCGAAGGGAGAGGGCGCAGGGUUUACCAGGGGUGAGGGUUUCGGGUUGAAAGAGAAGAAGGGUUUACCUGGGGAAGUAACACUUAGAACGGGUCAAACUGGGAAAGGUAGAUCGGGAAAAGGUAAAUCCGGUCAGGGAGACCAGAUUGGCCAGGGUCCACCACAAGAGGCGGUUAAGGGCUCGAUUGCAGCCGUGGAAGCUGCAGAAACCGCCAGAAAGAAGGGGAGGCAUCGGAAAGGGAAAGCAGGCGUGGAGGGGAAGGGCGCUGGUGCUGGUGCUGGUGCUGGUGCUGGUGCUGGUGCUGGUGCUGGGGUUGGCGCUGGUGCUGGUGUUGGCGCUGGUGCUGCUAAGAGUAAGGCGUCUCAAGCCAUGCUUGGUGGCGGCAGGGGCGGCAGCUGCAGCAACGCGAAUGCAAGCAGUUUAGGCGGAGGCAGCAGCAGCAGUAGCAGCAAGAAGCGCUCAAAGGCGCACCCAGACGCGCCUCAAAGCAUGGCCGCAAGCAUUAGAGGGGGAGGCAGCAAUAAGAAGCUCAGCCUACUUGACAAGAUGCGUGCUCGGUUAGCUGGGGGUCGUUUUCGAUCGCUCAACGAGUCCCUGUACACUUCAGACGGGGACAAGGCCUUUGCGAUGUUCUCAGAGGAUCCGAAUGCAUUUGCACAGGCCUUUGCGAUGUUCUCAGAGGAUCCGAAUGCAUUUGCACAGUACCACGAGGGCUAUCGGGAGCAGGUAUCAUCCUGGCCAAUCAACCCCCUGCACGUCAUCAUUGACUGGAUCCGCCAGCGGCCAGCAACCCUCACAGUGGCUGACUUCGGCUGUGGCGAGGCGAAGCUAGCAGCCAGUGUGCCCAACACAGUGUUCUCUUUGGAUCUCGUGGCUGCUGCACCGCAUGUGAUAGCAUGCAACAUGGCGCAUACCCCCCUGUCAGCAUCAUCUGUGGAUGUUGCAGUCUUCUGCCUCUCUCUCAUGGGCUCUGACUAUCCCUCCUUCCUCUCUGAAGCUCAUCGCGUCUUGAUGCCAGGCGGUUCUCUCAUUAUUGCAGAGGUCAGAAGUCGGUUCGACCCGACCACAGGAGGGGCGGAGCUGAAAGACUUCCUCUCUGCACUCAAACACUUGGGGUUUCGCCUUGUGACCAAGGAUCUAACCAACAAGAUGUUUCUUCUUCUUUUCCUCGAGAAGGUGCAAGUGCAAGCGAAGAUUGAUUCUUCGUUGACUGUUGACAUCAAAUGGCCGAGCUUGAAACCAUGUCUUUACAAGAGACGGUGAUGUGUAUUCCUGCGUAUGAUGAACGAUGACUCAAGGGAACAAAUAAGAGAUUGGUUUACUUCACUCAUUCCUCACCACUGUUGAAGGAUACUAUUUCAAUAUCCACAUUCAAAAUUCCUAACCAUGUGCUCAUAACUU